UCUCCCUUCUUUUCCUUUGCCCAACUCGUCUCGUCUUCGUUCCCCUUUCCUCCUCCCUCCGCAUCCCGUCUUCCCCUCACCGCGUCAAACCCCAGCACCAAGCAACCGCCCGCCGCCCCUCCCCUUCCCUCCCGAAUCCGCCGCCGCGGUGCCUUAUCCGGCCGAUCCCCCCUCCGAUCCGCGGGUGCCCGCCGCAAGGCGGCGCCUUUUGGCCCUCCCCCGAUGUAUAGCAACUUCAAGGAGCAGGCGAUCGAGUACGUCAAGCAGGCGGUCCAGGAGGACAAUGCCGGCAACUACGUCAAGGCGUUCCCGCUCUACAUGAACGCGCUCGAGUACUUCAAGACCCACCUCAAGUACGAGAAGAACCCCAAGAUCAGGGAGGCAAUCACCGCCAAGUUCACCGAGUACCUCCGCCGCGCCGAGGAGAUCCGGGCCGUCCUUGAUGAGGGCGGCGCGGGACCCGGGGCCAACGGCAGCGAUGCGGCCGUCGCCACGCGCCCCAAAACCAAGGGCAAGGACGGGGACGGCGGCAACGGCGGGGACGACUCCGAGCAGUCCAAGCUGAGGGCGGGGCUCAACUCCGCCAUCAUCACCGAGAAGCCCAACGUCAAGUGGAACGACGUCGCCGGCCUCGAGAGCGCCAAGCAGGCGCUGCAGGAGGCCGUCAUAUUGCCUGUCAAGUUCCCGCAGUUCUUCACAGGCAAGCGGAGGCCUUGGAGGGCUUUUCUUUUGUAUGGCCCCCCUGGAACAGGAAAGUCUUAUUUGGCAAAAGCUGUCGCAACGGAAGCUGAUUCAACGUUUUUCAGUAUAUCUUCAUCAGAUCUGGUUUCAAAGUGGAUGGGUGAAAGUGAGAAAUUAGUUGCGAACCUUUUCCAAAUGGCUCGUGAGAAUGCCCCUUCAAUUAUUUUCAUCGAUGAAAUUGAUUCUUUAUGCGGUCAACGUGGAGAAGGCAAUGAAAGCGAAGCUUCUAGGAGAAUCAAGACUGAACUUCUUGUGCAAAUGCAGGGUGUUGGCCAUAAUGAUGAUAAAGUUCUUGUUCUUGCUGCUACGAAUACGCCAUAUGCUCUGGACCAGGCUGUGCGGCGAAGAUUUGACAAGCGUAUCUACAUUCCGCUACCUGACAUGAAAGCAAGGCAGCAUAUGUUCAAGGUCCAUCUCGGGGACACACCCCACAGCUUAACAGAAAGUGAUUUCGAGGGCUUGGCCCGUCGAACAGACGGAUUUUCUGGUUCAGAUAUUGCUGUUUGUGUGAAGGACGUGUUAUUUGAACCUGUGCGCAAAACACAGGAUGCCAUGUUCUUCUUUAAGGCUGACGGUGACAUGUGGAUGCCCUGUGGACCAAAGCAACCGGGUGCCGUCCAGACCACCAUGCAGGAGCUUGCAUCCAAAGGCCUUGCUGCAAAGAUUCUUCCACCACCAAUCUCCAGGACGGACUUUGAGAAGGUCCUCUCCAGGCAGAGGCCAACGGUUAGCAAGAAGGACCUGGAGGUGCACGAGAGGUUCACCAAGGAGUUUGGCGAGGAGGGCUGAUACAUCGUGUGCGGACACUCACCCAUGCACAGCUGCACCACAGAAAUGUAUAUUGUUUAUGACUUUGAUUGUUCUGGAUGCAAGUUCGAUUCACAGGAUUGUACAUUCGGUAGCCCAACAAAGGUUGAUCAUGGCCGUGGCUUUAUCUUGUGUUGGGCUAUGGAUGUGCCUCUGUUGUCAACUUAUUUCAAUUUUACACAUACUUGGAAUAUUUCCACAGGUGUAUUAAGGAAUAAUAAUUCUUAACGUGGAGUCCUUGUGGUGCAGCCUGUAAUGUAUAGAUGUUUUCUUAUUUUCCUCGAGUUUCUCUUGUGCUA
Setaria italica (foxtail millet) is the source of this 1847-nucleotide messenger RNA. Its product is annotated as protein SUPPRESSOR OF K(+) TRANSPORT GROWTH DEFECT 1. Gene Ontology annotation, molecular function: ATP hydrolysis activity; ATP binding. Lineage: Eukaryota; Viridiplantae; Streptophyta; Magnoliopsida; Poales; Poaceae. The transcript has 8 exons. The coding region runs from base 223 to 1530 and encodes 435 amino acids. Gene Ontology annotation, biological process: vacuole organization; endosomal transport. The record is from RefSeq and is a predicted model, not a curated record.